AUGGAUGAAGGACGUCACCAUGUCAGCCAGAAGGAACUUGGUUUUAGAAAACCCGAGAUCUUCAAUGGUUCAGACCGUUCGAAGCUUAGGGAAUUUAUAAACCAAUGCAAGAAUUACAUGGCCGGAAAUAGCCAUGUCUACCAGGAGGACAAUCAGAAGAUCACAUUCGUGCUAUCGCACAUGCAAGGAGGAACAGCAGGAUCAUGGGCACAGAGCUUCAUAGAAACGGAACUCACCAAUGACGACUUCCUUUCUUAUGGGAGUUGGAGAGACUUCAUUGCGAGUGUGAACAAAGCAUUUGGCGAUGAAAAUAUUGAAGAAACCGCUCGUACCUUGCUGCAUAACAUCAAGCAAGGAACUCGUACUGCAGACGACUACAUUGCCGAAUUCCGAUCGAUUGAAUCCAAGGCGAAAUUAGAAGAUGCCGGAAAUAUCGAGUAUUUCAAGUGGGGACUUAACGACCCACUCCGACAAAGGAUAUAUGGGAUGGAAAGCAUGCCCAAGACACUUGACAAGUGGUAUGAAUACGCCUCGUGGUUUGAUAACCAAUGGAGAUCUGCUCAGAUCUUCAAGCGAGGAGCUACUACGACAACGCGAGGAAAGGGCCGAUCUGUCCAUUGUCCCUACUACUUGGCUUCUGCAAAGGAUCCAAAUGCAAUGGAUGUUGAUCGUGUCAAUAUCUCGCGCUUAUCCCCGGACGAGCGACAGAAGCGAAUGAAAGAAGGAUUAUGUUUCCUAUGCGGAAAGAAGGGCCAUAUAGCCAACGACAGACAAUUUCACCCCCAGUCUGGAAGUUUCACCCGUGCUAGAACGAUACAGCCCGGGUUGGACACAGACACGAUCACAUGGAUCAAAAAGAUGCGAGAAGACCUCGCACAAAAGAAGGAGACAUCGAAGGAAGAAACCAGAGAGGAACAGAUCGCCUAUAUGCGAAACGUCUUCAAUGACAUGACUGAUGAAGAACGAACCCAAUUGGGUUUUUGA
This is a messenger RNA of Sparassis crispa, 984 nucleotides long. RefSeq lists its product as hypothetical. The coding region runs from base 1 to 984 and encodes 327 amino acids. The transcript has a single exon. The record is from RefSeq and is a predicted model, not a curated record. Gene Ontology annotation, molecular function: zinc ion binding; nucleic acid binding. Lineage: Eukaryota; Fungi; Basidiomycota; Agaricomycetes; Polyporales; Sparassidaceae.